AUGACAAAGAAAGUAAAAAAUUAUAACAAAGAAGAAUAUCAAAGAAGACUUCUCCUUGAUAUCAAUCUAUUUGAAAUUCGUAUUGAUAUUAUCAAGAAACUUGCUCAAUUAACAAAAACUUUCAGAAGGCCAGAGUACAUUAGAGCAAUCACGAGGAUGGCAGACUUUAAAGAAACAGUUGCUGCAAACAUGGACAGUGAUUGGCGUGAAGAUACAUUAUCUCCUCAUACGUUCUUACCAAAAUUACAAAGCCCUCAUCAUGAAGAAGCACCAAAAAGACCAGAACUAACAUAUACAGGUCAUUUUAAAACACUUCAAGAAGUAAUAAAAAACCCACAUUUGGUUAAUGAACCAGAAAGACAUCCAACAGAAAGAAAAACUCCAACAACAAGAAGAGGAUCUUUCACAAUUGAACCUUCGGAAACCCAAAUACGAGCAAGAAGCAUGUCACUUGGAUCUCUGGAAAAUCCACCUCCACCAAAACCAAGAAGAAUGUCACUUGUACCAACGGAAGAAAUUGAACAAAAAGAAAUACAAGAAGUACCUCCACCUCCCAUACCAAAGCCUAAAGAACUAGAAUCAAAAGAUACAACCUUACCUCCCCCAAAACCAAAAAGAUCUUCUCUUCAAAUGCAAGAACAAACUCCUCCACCAAAACCGAGAAGAAUGUCACUUCUUCCAACAGAAGGUGAUACACAAAGAGAAAUACAAAAAACCCAAGAAGUUUCACCUCCCAUACCAAAACCUCAAGAACUCAGAAGAGAUAAUGAACAUUCUUUUUCACCUAUUACAAAAAAUGAUUAA
Entamoeba invadens IP1 is the source of this 804-nucleotide messenger RNA. RefSeq lists its product as hypothetical. Lineage: Eukaryota; Evosea; Mastigamoebida; Endamoebidae. The coding region runs from base 1 to 804 and encodes 267 amino acids. The transcript has a single exon. The record is from RefSeq and is a predicted model, not a curated record.